CUUGAUAUUUUUACAAUUUUUAUCUCACCCGGGAGGCACAUGUGACGAGUCCUUGGAAAUUUAUUUGAUUGUAUACAUAGAAUCAUAUUAUCUGUUUGACACUAUACAACAGGCAACAGCUAACAGCUUACAAGUAGAAGUUAGACCUACUGGGCUGGGCUGUCUGGAGUGGACAGUGGCCACUUAUUUUAGUACUCGUUUAUAUUUUGUAUGUUAGCCUGUGGUGUGUGUACUAUUUUCGUCAAUAGUGAGUAGUUUGUGUUUCUAGUUGGCGUUUGAUGCAUUUAAGAAUGUCAUCACUGUACCAGAAUUAUUACUUCUAAAACGCCGGUGUUGUUUGUCAGAUGCAAAUACACUUUGUCAGACUAUGGCUAAACCAUUUUGAGAAACAACGCUCGGGAGGGGGAGGGUUUCUCUAUGCUUAUAGUAUUAAUUAUAUUUCGUAUGCAUACCAUUUAUUGUAAUAUUAUAAAUUUAAUUAUAGACUAUGGCACCGUUCAACGAUUCCCCGUUGAAAAACAAUUUAAUUUUAGCUAUGAACAACCCUACAAAUAUAUUGUACACUGACGAUAUUGUGACCAUAAUUGCUGACUUAUUCCCUAAAUCUAUUCACCACUAUCUGGUGUUGCCUAAAGACAAUAUACAGGAUGUUAGGAGCCUCAAACAACAUCACAUUCCCACUCUGAUCUAUAUGGAACUUAAAGGUUUGGAAUUCGUUAUGCGUGUUACUGGGAUGACACCACAUAAAUUCCAAGUUGGAUAUCACGCUUAUCCAUCAAUGAAUAGGUUACAUCUCCAUGUUUUAAGCAAAGACUUCCAAGGACCACACAUGAAAGCGCCAUAUCAAUGGAACUCAUUUCAUACUGAAUUUUUUAUACCUACUUAUAAGAUAAUUUCCGAAUUACAAUUGACAGGACGACUAACACUGCCUCCUAAGAAGUGUUUACAUCAAAAUCUUCGAUGCAAUAUGUGUAAUUAUAGCUGUAGUGAUUUACAAAAUUUGAGAUUGCAUUCCGUUAUAUAUCACAAUAAACAAACAAGGUGUUAAUUUCUUUUAUAUUUGUUUUACUAAUUCUUAUUAUUA
Messenger RNA from Adelges cooleyi (spruce gall adelgid), 1084 nucleotides. It is a transcript of the gene Aptx, whose product is annotated as aprataxin. The record is from RefSeq and is a predicted model, not a curated record. Gene Ontology annotation, cellular component: nucleus. Lineage: Eukaryota; Metazoa; Arthropoda; Insecta; Hemiptera; Adelgidae. Bases 488 to 1048 code for a protein of 186 amino acids. Gene Ontology annotation, molecular function: double-stranded RNA binding; single-stranded DNA binding; mismatched DNA binding. Gene Ontology annotation, biological process: double-strand break repair; single strand break repair. The transcript has 4 exons.